Molecule: messenger RNA, 1173 nt
Organism: Diospyros lotus (date-plum)
Lineage: Eukaryota; Viridiplantae; Streptophyta; Magnoliopsida; Ericales; Ebenaceae
Exons: 6
Coding region: 65-1000 (311 amino acids)
Molecular function (GO): protein binding
Source: RefSeq, a predicted model, not a curated record
ACCUUUUAAAAACAUUCAAAUAAGAUAUCUUGAUUCGGUUCAUUUUGUCUAAAAGAUCAAAGCCAUGGGCUUAAGAUUCAUUAAUUCUUCAUCAGAUGUUUUUAAAGCAAGAGAGACUCCGCCAACGCACUACCUUCUCAAAAUUCAAUCAUUCAACACACUUUUGAGAUCUUCAUUGGAGAAAUAUAGUUCAGACAAAUUCGAAGCAGGAGACUACAAAUGGAGAUUAACAAUAUACCCAAGUGGGAACAAGGAUAGAGGCGGGCAGGGCCACAUUUCGAUAUUUUUAACAUUGGCGGACACAAGUUCGCUCCCUGUCGGAUGGGAGCUCCAUGCCAUCUUUAACUUCUUCGUGUAUGAUCAGCUUCGCGACAAGUACUUCUCGCUCAUGGACAACCAACUAAGGCGUUUCCACGCGAUGAAGACGGAAUGGGGCGAGGUCAAAUUCAUGGAGCUUCAAGUCUUUGGUGACGCUUCCAAUGGGUACUUGAUCAAUGAUGCCUGCGUGUUCGGUGCCGAAGUCUUCAUUCUGAAGCAAACUCGAAAAGCUGAGUGCUUGUUGACUUUUGGAAAACCCAACGUCGGCAGCUACACUUGGACGGUCAAUCGCUUUUCUACUUUCACCUUGGAUUGUUACGAAUCGCCGCGGUUCGUCGCUGGAGGCCACAGAUGGAGGAUUCUGAUGUAUCCUCACGGGAGGGACGACGGGAAGGGCAACAGCGUUUCGAUGUUCCUGUUGGUGGACGAGUCCUCGCUUCCAACGGACACUCGACUCGUUGUGAGAUGUAUUAUCCGCAUGCUUGAUCAAAAUGUAUCCAAAGCAGACCCAUUUGAAUUUACAGGUGACAACCAUUUUGGAGCGUCUAACUUGGUGUGGGGUGCUCCAAAGUUCAUGCCAUUGGCUAUGCUCAGUGACCCAAACCAGACCUACUUGGUGGGAGACACUUGCAUAAUAGAAGCUGAUGUUACUUUGUUCGGAACAAUUUCCACUACUUUUUAACAAUUGAGAUUAUUUUAAUAACUGUAUCUAAUGCGAUUAACAAAAGUUGAUGUGUAAUAAAUAAAUUUCGAGAUAUUUAUACAUUUUCUUGUUUUUAACCGAAAGUACAUUGUGUACUCUUGAUAGAAUUUAGAACAUAUAUAAAAUUACUUUAGAAGAAUGAAUCGAGUCGA